This is a messenger RNA of Osmerus eperlanus (European smelt), 2629 nucleotides long. RefSeq names its product golgi phosphoprotein 3b (gene golph3b). The coding region runs from base 178 to 1059 and encodes 293 amino acids. Lineage: Eukaryota; Metazoa; Chordata; Actinopteri; Osmeriformes; Osmeridae. The record is from RefSeq and is a predicted model, not a curated record. Gene Ontology annotation, molecular function: phosphatidylinositol-4-phosphate binding. Gene Ontology annotation, biological process: Golgi to plasma membrane protein transport; retrograde vesicle-mediated transport, Golgi to endoplasmic reticulum; Golgi vesicle budding. Gene Ontology annotation, cellular component: trans-Golgi network; Golgi cisterna; cytosol. The transcript has 4 exons.
CCAUAUCCUGCCAUGUUGGUUGGUCCAGGAAGUGCUAUCGAAGUGGAUAAAUCUUGUUGCCGAGUGAAUGUCUUUUUGGUAUUCAAUACCCUACAUAUAACCGUGAUAUCUAAGACUUAUUGAAUUUUGUUGGUUUCAAGCUCUUUACAUACAACUGCUGUCAGAGCGUGCAUUAGGAUGGCUUCUUUAACGCAGAGAAGUUCGGGCCUGGUGCAGAGGAGAACCGAGGCCACCCGGAAUGCAGCUGCCGAUAAGGACAGAGUGCCUGGCGAAGAGGAUGAAGAGCAGCGACGCGGAGAGGAGGAGGAAGACGACCAGGGAGAUUCAAAAGAAACCAGACUUACGUUGAUGGAAGAAGUUUUGCUGUUAGGAUUAAAGGAUAGAGAGGGCUAUACAUCUUUCUGGAAUGACUGCAUCUCGUCCGGGCUGCGCGGCUGUAUGUUGAUCGAGUUGGCUCUAAGGGGACGGCUACAGCUCGAGGCCUGCGGCUUACGGAGGAAAAGUCUUUUGGCUCGGAAGGUGAUAUUCAAGUCCGACUCGCCCACGGGAGACAUGCUGCUGGACGAGGCGCUGAAGCACAUCAAGGAGACCCAGCCUCCUGAGACUGUGCAGGGCUGGAUAGAGCUGCUGAGUGGAGAGACUUGGAACCCCCUGAAGCUGCACUACCAGCUGAGGAACGUGCGUGAGCGUCUGGCCAAGAACCUGGUGGAGAAGGGCGUGCUCACCACUGAGAAGCAGAACUUCCUGCUCUUUGACAUGACCACCCACCCGCUCACCAACAACACCAUCAAGCAGCGCCUGGUCCGCAAGGUCCAGGAAUCGGUUUUGGAGAAGUGGGUGAACGACCCCCAGCGUAUGGACAAGCGGGUCCUGGCACUGAUCCUCCUGGCCCACUCGUCGGACGUGCUGGAGAACGUGUUUGCCCCCCUGCUGGACGAGCAGUACGACCUGGCCAUGAAGAGAGUGCGGCUGCUACUGGAGCUGGAGCCAGAAGCAGAGAGCACCAAGCCCAAUGCUAACGAGCUCAUGUGGGCCGUGGUGGCGGCCUUCACUAAAUGAUGUUUGUCUGAGCCUGGAACUGAUGACCUGCUGGCUUGGGAAGCUGGACUGGUCCUGGUUGUAAAUCACAUGCUGGCGCUAGAACGCUAGACCAAUCAUAAACACUGAUACGGACUGCAGUAUCCAUAACCCUCUGUGAUGGCUGCCAUGCCACACUGCCAUGAUUGGCUGAUAAUGAUGGUGGAGGGACGUUACAGUGACGAUGAUGAUAAUGAUGAUGACGACAAUGUAGUGGUCAGGAUCCUGGCUUCAGGGGUCGUGAGUGACCUCCCUGUGGGUGUCACAGUCUUGACCUUCAAUAUGUGGAUACUGUAGCUGGGACGCGUGUCUGUAGCUGGGACGCGUGUCUGUAGCUGGGACGCGUGUCUGUAGCUGGGACGCGUGUCUGUAGCUGGGACGCGUGUCUGUAGCUGGGACGCGUGUCUGUAGCUGGGACACGUGUCUGUAGCUGGGGCGCGUGUCUGUAGCUGGGACACGUGUCUAGCUGGGGCGUGUGUCUGUAGCUCGGAACGUGUGUCUGUGUUCCACCAAGCAGAUGAUAGCCAGUCUAUAGAAGAUCCUACAUGAGCAUUGUUGUUUGGGUUUUUUUCUAUAACUUUCUGACACUUUGAGAAAGGUGUGUUAUUAGGCAUGGGUGAUUCUGUUGUAAAUUAUAAUUAAUGCUUAGUCCUUGUCUCUAAGCUGUUUUGCACUUUGGGCAAAUUGUCAUGUUGAGAUGGGUUUAUGGCUGGUUGAUGACCUUGUUUGUACAAUUGAAAUAUACAGGGUUUAAGACUAAUCUAGGCCUAUUUCUGAUCACCAUGAUUUCCUUGACACCAAAUAAUUCUCUCACACGUUUGAUCCAACUUUACAGCCCUAUUGUCAGCCCUGUCGUAGGCUCUGUGGUGGCUGCUCCUCUCCAGAGUCCCAGGGAAGCCCCUGCAGCUCCUCCAUCAAUCCCACUGCUCUUCUCUGCCACACGUGGUCCCCAUGCAGGCCUCCUCUGCAUCAGUCACCACUGUCAGCUGCCGCCUGUCUUGUAAGCCUGUGGUCAGAUCAAACUUGGGGAAAGUGGGCUCGGAAAGUGGAACGAAAUGGUGUGAACUAACCCCCCCCCCCCCCCCCCCCCUUUGAAAUAUUUUAUGUUUUCUGCCAUAUUUAUGUUUUACUUUCUACUGAGACCGUUUUUACUGCUUUCAUGUCUGUGAUCCAGAAAACAUCCCCAAAAAGUAGCUUCUUUUGUACGCCCUUCUCUGUUCAUGUGUUUGCUCCGGCGGUGUCUGCCGCUCUGUGGACUGCACUGCUCUGUGGACUGCACUGCUCUGUGGACCGCACUGCUCUGCUGCGCUCCAGGGCUGCAUACAGGAGAGCGCUGUGAUGACUAACAGUCUACACAGUGUACCAGUGAGGCAUGAUGACAAGUCCCAGCAUGCUCCAGCAGAAGCUGCCGUCCCUCUGGUGGAGGCCUGUACCAGUAUGGUCAUGUGAUAUUAAAGGGAUUUCUGUACCCCUCUUGUCUGCUUUUACGUGACCACACAAUAAAGAGUGGAUCAUUGAAGUGCCUGAACUCAGCACUGUGAGGCUAUCCUGU